This is a messenger RNA of Spirodela intermedia, 4837 nucleotides long. NCBI's taxonomy places the organism in Eukaryota, Viridiplantae, Streptophyta, Magnoliopsida, Alismatales, Araceae. The record is from the annotation of a GenBank genome assembly.
AUGGAUCUAUCAUUGGUUGAGGUGUGCUUCUCCUCCUACUCGUUUUCAUUGUUUCCAUGCGGAGAUAGAAGGUGCAGGAUGGUCGAGGAACGCUUCUAGUUGGAUGAUCAUUAUGCUGCUUCCUCCUCUGGGUCCUUUUUUCUCUUCUCCUUUCCUUAAUUUUUUACUGCGGAUGCGUGGCUGUUAAAUGCUGGACAUUUUGGUGGCUGUAACCAGGGUUUCUCAAAGUCGCUGGCAAUGACCGUGCUCUCCGAGAUCGGAGACAAAACAUUCUUCGCUGCCGCUGUGAGUCUUAUUGCAUGUUGUAUUGGUGAAUAAUGGGACCAAUUUUCUUCUUCUACUGUAUUUCAUUGCAUAUUUCGUACCUUUCUCCAUUCACGUAAACAGCAGCGGGUCCAGACGUUAUGGCUGAGUCUUCUGUCAUGCAGUUAUCUAUCCUUUAAUCUGUGACCUGAAUUCACUGUAUUUUUUAUCACAAUCUUUCAAGAACGCGCUACUUAAGGUUAGACCUGCAAAAAAAUGGACUAGUAUAUUAUAUCGUAACAAUAAUGUGUUAGGAUCACCUAUUAUAGGUGGGUUGGGUUUGUCGUCACACAAAUCAUACGAUCAUUUCUUUUUCCUCUUUAUUGAAUGACGAUCACGUAUCCUUUCUUACUACCUUGUUGAGGAUCUUUCCUUUUUUCAGGAGAAGUAUGAAGGUUGGUCCCCUAACUGGAUGCAUGAAAUUUCCACAGCUAAAGUUAUUCUUUACAAGAUGUCAAAUUGUCUUCCUGGACUUGAUGGAUACCCCUACGCCUAAUCUUGUCAUAAACAUACUAUACAGGGUCGAUUCCAAGCGUGCAUACAGUCAUAAAAAAUGUCAAAUUCUUGGAUCCUUCAUUGGAUCUCACUAGACACAGAUUGGUGGUAUAAGGCUUCAUUAUGGUAAUAUAUGCGGGCGAAAUUUGAGAAUGGAAAUACAAUUUUCCAUCUUAUGCUUCAUAUGUUCAAUCUCCGAUUCUGUCAGCAUUGUUGGUGUUGCCGAUGCACUUAGGCUCUAGUGUGAAUGUCUCAAGGGCGAAAAUGGAAUGGCCAAAUAAUAUUAAUUUGAUCAAUGCAUCAGGGAAGGGAGUGGAGAUGAUCUAGGGCUCUUGGAUAACAAGUUUCAGGUAGGGCUCUUGGAUAACAGGCUUUAGGUGGUGUAUAUGAAUUUAUCAAAGAAGCAAAGAGCAUCAAUCCCCUAUAGACUAAUGAAACUAAAUCCUUCCAUUCGUUGAAAAGAUUCGUUUCUAGCUGAUAGCAGAGGGUAAAGGUCGUGCUUAUGCAAACUUUGAGGUCUGUGGCCAGAUGAAACUAAUUGGUGCUCUUCAUGGCAUUUUCUUGAAAACUAAUUUUUCAUUAAGUAUCCAUCUGUUUGAAUAAUUGGAAGUUUACUAUCAACUUGGCAAUGCGCUAUUUGACAUUGAGGUUUCACUUCUUUUAAGAUCUUGGCAAUGCGCUAUCCGAGGAGGCUUGUUUUGUCAGGCUGUUUGUCAGCAUUGAUUGUGAGUUUUCCAUUGAUGUUUAUCUGCUUGUGUUUCCUUUAAUUAUUAUCCAUUUAGUUUUCUUAUGCAUCUUGUUGUUUCUGAUGAAUGUAGGUGAUGACAGCUCUUUCUGUUUUCUUUGGCUGGGCUGCACCAAAUCUGGUAAGCUGGUCACUUGGAAAAUUAGAAGUUGCCUGGGAAACGUUAACUCGUUUUGGAUCAGCUUAUGAGUAGUACAAUACUUUUUUAUUACUUCUCGUCAGUUUCAUAUGACACGUGUUAAUUUUAAUGUCUGUGUGGGUUCCUUGCAGCUGUAGGUACUUGAUCAUACUCAGUUGAUUUUGUUUAGUGCACAAAAAAUUCCAGUUCCUUACCACUUUUUAAUGUUUGGGUUCUGGAUAGGAUCUUUUAUAUUUUUAAUGAGGAACUUGUACUCACCUAGCCAUUUUCCGUUCUUCUUCAUGCUUGUCUUCCAUUGGAAUUAAAGAGCCUGGUUAAAGACUGGAGAGUAAGGUUACUUUCUGUCCCUGACCAAUCAAAAACAUUACUAUUUGUUUAGUCAACUAUAAAAAAAUUGGCAGUGAUUUGGAAACAAUAUUCCAAAACUUCACUGGUUAUUUAUACAAAUCACUAGUAGGAAAUCGACUUGGAAUAUUUGAUGGCAAUAUAUAGAUAACUUUGCAUCCUAAAGCUCAUUGAUAUCGCAAUAAAGCAAAUCUUUCAGAACAUCAUUACUUACAAUUAUGUGAUAUUGUGCAUGUACAAUAAUGUGCAUUCAUUUCUGAGAAUGCAUCGCCAAGAUGAAACUUUGUUGCUGGUUAAAAUACAGCAAGGAGACGUGAGAAGUCAAUAUAGACAAGGAAACUAAGCAUUGACCACAGUUAAACGUAUUGCUUGAGAAAUCAAGAAAUAUUUCUAACCGUAAUAUUUUUUUCUUAAUUUUUUAUUCUUGAACGAGAGAGAGACAUUAUCUACAAAUUUAUGGAGUAUUAUUAGCUACUAUACUUCAAGAAGAUUUCAAAUAUUCAACAUUGGAUUGCGUCAUGAAAUUAUUGGCUUCUCCUGUCUUUAUAUCACUUAUACUAUAAAAGCAAUGUAGUUCAAUGUUGAAAAAACUACUGUGUUUUCUUUAGUCUGGACUUUUGUAGUGUAUUACCAUUAUCAACUAGUAGUUUUAUGACGUUGUGUUCAUCGACCUUUCAUUUCCUUGAUAUAUCUAAAAUUGGAGGGGAAAAAAAACUUACUGAAUGCUGUGAGAGCUAACUGUUGACGAAUUUUAGAGAAAAUUAAAUUAAGGGAUCCUCUUGAUUAGGUCUUAUUUGUAUGAUGUAAGGUUUUAACUUCCUUUCAAGCACAGAAAUGUACAUACAAGUUUGAAUGAUUGUCGAAUGGCAUUCACCAUGUACGUAUAUUAUACAGCAAAUGUGAUUGAUAUCUGCUGAUCUUUGUGGACCCAUCAAUUAAUGCAGAUUUCUCGCAAAUGGACACAUAGCAUUACAACGUUGUUAUUCUUUGGGUUUGGAAUUUGGUCUCUUUGGGAGGGCUUUACCGAACAAGGGUAUGUCAACUUAUUUGAUCUCUAUUGUUUCCUUGACUCUUACUUUUAAUACGAAAACAGUUUGAUUUGUUCUCUCUAUGGUUUUAGUGUAAUGGUUCCUUUUUUCUCAUGUUCUGAUUCGUAUGCUUAGGGAAGCAGAAGAGUUGUCUGAGGUUGAAGCUAAGCUGGUGAGUGUACCUCUUUUCUUGUUUACUAUGUAUUAUUCUUCAGUCAUUAAUGUCUAGCUCUUCUUUAAUUAGGAUGCUGACUGGAAGGCUAACAGUGUCGGAGCAAAGGCAGGAUCUAAGGUCAACUUAGGAUUAAAUUUUCCCGAAAAACUAUACAUGAUUUUAUGAAUUCUUUCCAGUUUUAGCGAUUCAUUUUGCUUUCCUUUUACGCUGGCAUUAUUACUUUUCAUCACACUUCUUUUGCUUGCUCUUUCAUCCCAUUAUGUUAGGGGAAACAGUCUUUAUUUGGGAUGAUAUUCAUUUAUUAUUUCAAUUAUAAUUCAAAAUUCUUCAAAUGAACUUCCAUCUUCUGCAUCAGUCUUGGACAGGCUCUAAUUAAUCACCUUUUAAUAUGAUCUGAAUUCCACUAAAAUGUAUGCCAUGUUAAUAUGCUUUACCCUGAAUUUUAUUAAAUUCAUGUUUACCUUGAUAUCUUCCCAAGAUAUCCAUAUACCAAUCAUCCCAGUUUUCCUGUGGUUGGUAACAGAUGUGCAGAAUAUAUUCGAAAGUAAACAUUGAGUGAUUUUCAGUUGAUUAGGUCAAACAUAUUCAUCUUAUAAAAGCAUUAUUCAUAGUGGGUUUUAUUAAAUAUAUGUUAUGUUUAUUGGAAAGUGAAGCUUUUAUCAUGCUUUCCAUUAAUCUCUUUCUUCAGAAGCAGUACUUUGCUCAAGUAAAUGAACGAUCUGUAUUAAAUAAAAACCUACCCUUUAUCAUUUUCAAUAGGACGAUGAUGAUCUGAAGAAGCAGCUGAGGCCAUUCCUCACGCAGUUCUUCUCCCCAAUCUUUCUGAAGGUGCUAAACCUGCCCACAGGCAGCCUGAACAACGUAUAAUUAGUUGCUUCAUUAUCCUCUAAUUUCGUGCGGAUCAUGCUUUUUUCAGGCCUUUUCAAUCACCUUCUUUGGUGAAUGGGGUGACAAGAGCCAGGUAAUCUGAUGAACCGAAUCGAAUCUUCCCAACUGUGAGGGUUUCAAUUCCAUUUUAUUUUUGUUCUUUAAUCAUUUCCAGAUAGCUACAAUCGGACUGGCUGCGGAUGAGAACCCACUGGGCGUCAUUCUUGGUGGGAUCAUGUAAGUUCAUGUCGCAUGUUCUCUCUCUAGACUGUGCACCACCCUGAAUGAAACCUGGCUUUGGGUUUUCUGAGCUUGGCCCUCCCAACCCAGUCUAGAGAAAGAAACAACGGCGCCCACCUAAGAGAUUUUCAUUGGUUAGAACAAGGAUGUGAUUCAGAAUCUUUCUAGGCCUGCAAAUCACACAAUUUCCUCUGCCCAUCAUAUAAUCAUGAAUUUCUCUCCUAUAUCUCUUUUUGUUUGAUUUUCUCUGUCUGGGCGCAGAGGCCAAGCACUAUGCACCACUGCAGCCGUGUUCGGAGGAAAGAGUCUGGCAUCCCAGAUAUCCGAGAGAGUGGUAAUGACGAAAACACCCUUUAAUUACACCCAAGUAGCACACUGGACUCCGUCAAAUGCCCUUCUUUUCUUGAUCCCUGAUGCUGCAGGUGGCGCUCUCCAGUGGGGUUCUCUUCAUCGUGUUCGGCAUCCAGUCCUUGUUGUCGGUGCCGCUGCCGGGAUCCUGA